AUGUCUACCGAUUAGUUCCUGAGGAGUGAUCAAAGGCUUGUACGUGUACAGAUAUAAGAUCAAAGGCUUGUACCUGUUCGGGUCUAAGCGCAGAUACAGGUUUAGUACGAAUAUCAAGAAUAAGAUAUUGAAUACACAGGCAGGAAAUUGAAUUAUGAAUUGAAGAAGGGUCCGAUUGAAUAUAGAUAACUCAAAAAUCGCAGAUAUCUCGUUGCUUUUGUGGCGAUGUGGGCCGCGAUAUUAGCUUUUUCAAUAUCGUCCAUUGGGAAAGGAAAUCUAUAGGACAUGUUUAAGCCAUAUGAUAGUUAAAAUAGAUAAUGUGGAAAUGGUGAUCUCAUUAACUACCCUUUUAUAUAUAUGAUAAAUGAAGUAGAUUACUAUUGUGUUUAUACUUGUCCCACAAAAGAUGAUCUUGGCAAACCACUUCCUUGCUUCCAAUGUCCUUCAAUAAAAACACCUUAUCCCUCCAGAAAAUAUCGCACCAUGUGUCAACCGACAUAGGAUGCAGAUCCUUAAUACAAAAAGCUGGCUUAGGGAGAAUAUAUCUUUGACAUGUUUAAAGAUUAUUCUAUAGACAUCAGAGAAGGACUGCCAAUAAUUUUGGGUUCAAUCGGAUUGAGUUUUUUUUUUUCUUUUUCCAUAUUACUUUUGAUGAGAUCUUCACCAGGAUUCGUAGUUUGGGGAAUAAUUUUUAUCAUUUUCCUGCUCUUUGAAACGGUAGGAGGGGUUUCAUUAUCAUUAUAUUACGGCUAUAGAGUUGCCUAUAUACCUAUAUAUGAAGACGGUAACCCUAUAACUCUAUUAAUUGAGGGUUAUGGGAGUUGUUGUGUUGGGGUGAUUGUAGUAAUUGUAGCCCUCUGUUUGACUAAAAAGAUCAGAUUAGCUAUUUGCAUAAUGAAAGCAGCUGCCACUUUUGUAUCUUAGGAAUUUCCAAUAGCUUUAGUUCCACUACUUAUGUCAACCUUGGUACUUGGAAUGAUCGCAUACUGGGCAAUAUUCUCAACUCUGAUCUAUGCAGCUAACACCGAGGCAAAGAAGGAAAUAGAUGAUCCUUAUGUUUAAUUUGAAACAGAUAAAAAAUCCGAAACUAAAUUACUUAUCCUUGAAGUAGGGAUAAUGUGGACUGUAUGUUAUUUAACUGCACUUACUAAUUUUGUUGUCGGCACUUCUUGUUGCUAUUGGUAUUACAGCCAUUAGGGUAAUUCAAGGAAAGGUAGUAUUUAGAAAGGUUUUCGUAAUGGAUUAUCGUAUAAUUUUGGUAGUCUUUUAUAUGGCGCAGCAAUUUUUCCUCUUAUUUGGGCAAUUAAAAAAGCAUUAUCAUAAUACGUUAAACUUUAUAAAUCUAUAGCGGUCCUUGCUUAGUAUAACAUGUGUUACUGGCUUUAAUUUUUAUACUGCAAAUGCUACGUCAAAUUUUUCGAUAAAGUAAUUAAAUUCUUGGAUAAAAAUGUAUAUAUAAUAAUGGCAUUAACCGGAGACGACUUUUGUACUUCUGCACGUGAUGCCUUCUAUCUUAUUUAUCGAAAUCAAGGUCGUGUGGCUUUCACACAAGGAGUGGGUGCGAUUUUUCAAAUUUUGAGUGUUCUCUUUAUCGUGUUAGCUUCCACCUCAAUUUGUUUCUUUAUCAUGCUUAGUGAAUAUUUUACUUUUAAGGAUUCCAAUUUCAUCUUAGUUCUCAUUUAAGUUAUUUCCUAUUUUAUUGCUCAAAAUUUCAUGUUGUUAUAUGGGUAUGGAGUUGAUACUAUAUUGUUCUGUUUGAUUGUUGAUAUCGAAUAGAAUAUAAACGAAGGAGGUGCCAAAUCAAUACCACCAGUCCUUAAAAAAUAUGCCUCAGAAUUAUUUUGAAUUUGAUAAACCAUAUAUAAAUAUAUCUACAGUA
This is a messenger RNA of Paramecium tetraurelia, 1879 nucleotides long. RefSeq lists its product as uncharacterized. Lineage: Eukaryota; Ciliophora; Oligohymenophorea; Peniculida; Parameciidae. Gene Ontology annotation, molecular function: transmembrane transporter activity. Gene Ontology annotation, cellular component: membrane. The transcript has 6 exons. The record is from RefSeq and is a predicted model, not a curated record. Gene Ontology annotation, biological process: transmembrane transport.